AUGUUACUUUUUCAAUCCAUAGUUCUUGUUUCAAUUUUAUUAACAACAAACGCUCAAUGGUAUAUUAAAAAAAACUAUCGAAACAAAUUUAUGAAUUAUCCAAAUCCGGGGAAAAGAAGUUUACCUGAAGAAAAAUCAAUUUUUACGGAAACGGAUUGCGAAACGUCAUAUUCCCAAUCGUAUUCACAUGAACAAAGAGCUGCAUGGGCUUUUCUUUGUGGUCAUAAGAAAUCAUCAUUGAAAGCUAACGGGCAUUCAGAUGAAUUGGACUUCGAAUUCGCUUCUAAACCGAAACUCGCCUUACGAACAAAACAACAAUCUCAAGAUGCUGUAUUACCCGAUUAUCAAGACUAUGAAAAUUCAUUCAAUAAGUACAUUUUGAAACUUGCACGACGUGUAAUUAAAAGCUAA
Rotaria socialis is the source of this 411-nucleotide messenger RNA. NCBI's taxonomy places the organism in Eukaryota, Metazoa, Rotifera, Eurotatoria, Philodinida, Philodinidae. The record is from the annotation of a GenBank genome assembly.